Messenger RNA from Physella acuta, 3463 nucleotides. RefSeq lists its product as uncharacterized. Gene Ontology annotation, cellular component: membrane. NCBI's taxonomy places the organism in Eukaryota, Metazoa, Mollusca, Gastropoda, Physidae. The record is from RefSeq and is a predicted model, not a curated record.
UCCUUUUACCGUACAUACAGAUGUAGGCCUAUUGUUUACGUCCAACCCAUUACUUAUCAUUACUGAGCAGUGUAAGCUGAGUACAGCCAACAGACAUGCGGCUCACGUGGAGUUUAUGUGUGGCCCUCACACAGCUGGCUGUGGCCCGAGCAUUUGCUACAACACCCAGCCCCAGCUUGCCGGAGUGUAGGUCAACAAACAGAGUGCCGCCAUCUUGUGAUUUUUUGACUGUCUGUAACUACAUCAGCUAUCAUGAAGGCAGCACUAACCUAAGCUGGGUCCUGGCCAGUGGCCCAAUGAAACCUCUAGCCAGUCUAUGGAGACCGCCUGGCUCUACAGACCAAAGCUACUACGUGUACUUGGACGGCAAGAAUGGAAUGCCAGUUGGAAGCAAGGCUAUGAUGAGUGCUGAGAUAAGUCAUGACGUCACAGCCAUCUGUGUAGAGUUCCAUUAUGCAACAAAUGGUAUCAACGGUAAACACAACAUCCGGGUACUUCUACAGUCUACACCAGGGUACGGUCCAAGCUACAGAACUGACCCUGUGGUGUUUGAGUUGAAGAACUUCACUACAACAUAUGCGUGGAAAAUGGCGACAUUUUCUACAUGCCUCAACGGUUCACGGCAUAUAUCUUUUGAAAGUUCGACCAUAUCUGGAUUAGAGAAAGUGUCAAUAGACGGCAUCAAAGUUACAGCAGCUGAUCUACCGUGUGAAGCUACAACAACAGUUGUUACAACAAGUGUGACACAACCACCCUGUACAGCCACUGACUUGCCAUCCUGUGACUUCCAGACGUUAUGUAACUAUGUCAGUUACUAUGAAGAAAACUCUAACCUGACAUGGGUGCUGUCUAAUGGAACAACCAGACCAAUAUAUGCGAACUGGAAAGCUGAUCCAACAGAUCAAAGUUUCUAUGCAUUCAUCAACCCGAAUGGUGUGUCAACAGUUUCACACAAAGCACUACUGAGUGCUCACAUUUGUGAAGAUCUUGGUGCCGUCCAUGUAGAGUUUCAUUAUGUAACCAUUGGUAAUCAGAAGCACAACAUCAGUGUCUAUCUACAGUCUACACCAGGAUAUGGUCCAAGCUACAGCAGUGACAACUUGGUGUUUGAAUUGAAAGACCUCAGUACAUCGUAUCAAUGGCGCAGUGCUAAUUUUACUACGUGUCUAGAAGACAAAUUUUACAUAUCUUUUGAAGGUUCGGCAACGUCAGGAUAUCAGACAGUGGCACUGGAUGGUAUCAGAGUUACAAGGGCUGACAUGGCGUGUCCUAAUAGUCACGUGACAUCAAUACCCACAACCACACCAACGACAACUGCACCAUCAACAACAGCAGUAGCGACGUCACCAUCCUGUACAGACCCAGCCACCGACUUACCAUCCUGUGAUUUCCUCACAUUAUGUAACUACGUCAGUUACCAUCAGGGGAAUACAGACAUCAGCUGGAAGUUGGCUGAUGGAGAUGGGAGACUAACAGACCAAAGUCACUACGUAUACUUGGAUAAUAAAAGCCCAGCUCCCUUGUCAAGUAAAGCAAUUCUCAGUGCCCCAGUAUGUCAAGCUUAUGAUGCUAUUCAUGUCGAGUUUCAUUACGCAACAAAUGGUAUGCAGAAUCAAAGCUUGCGUGUUCUCCUACAGUCGACACCAGGGUAUGGUCCAAAUUACGAAACAGACCGUGUUGUGUUUGAGUUAAAGGACGUUAACACAGCGUAUCAGUGGCGCACAGCUUCAUUUACUACUUGUUUAGAGGAUACAUUUCACAUCUCGUUUGAGAGCAGCAAGAUAUCUACCGUGGAAACAAUGACUCUUGGCGGAGUUCAGAUUACUCGGGCUAACAUGAAUUGCUUGAUACGACCACGUUUUACCUAUGAAACAACAUUUUCUACAACUGGAAGAACUUCAACAACUGGAAUAACUUCAACAACUGGAAGAAUUUCAACAACAGCAAGUACCCAUAGAACAACAACAACUGUAACAACUUUAACUACUACCUAUAGAAUACCAACAACUACCGCGCCUGAAUCUACCACACUAAAAACAUCAAAUAUAUCGGGCUCGCCUUCCUGUGAGUUCCAAACGUUGUGUAACUACAUCAGUUACCCUGGAGACAAUACCGACCUGACUUGGGUAUUGGCCGAUGGACCAAUGAAGCCAAUCAUGAACGGCUGGGUGAGACCUGGGGCAACAGAAGCCAGCUCGUACGUGUACAUGGACGUGUACACAGGAGCUCCCGUCACCAGCCAAGCUCUGCUGAGUACUCACAUUAGUCAGGACCUGACAGCCAUUCACGUCGAGUUCCGUUACGCCACCAGCGGUUUCCAUCCACACGACAUGCGGGUACUUUUACAGUCUACACCGGGGUACGGUCCAAGUUACGUCACUGAUCGUUUGGUGUUUGAGUUGAAGGACGUCAACACGGCCUUUACAUGGCGUUAUGCGUCGUUUUCCGCGUGUUUACACGGCAAAUACUUUAUCUCAUUUGAGAGUACAAAAAUCUCUGGCCUAGAGACUGUUGCACUGGACUCUAUUCAAAUCACAAGCACUGGUAUUGACUGCUCUACAGAUACACAGGGCAACUAAGAAGUUGUAAUGCAGUAAACAGGGGGAAUUCUGCAGUAAACAGCGAAUUCUGCAGUAAAAAGAUGAUACUGUUGGCACGCCAACUCUUCAAGGAGACUGUGGUCUUUACAAAAAGAAAAAUUGUCAUGUAUUGCAAUGUUUAGAAUGUACAAUAAUUGUUUUCGACUUUAAAAGACACACAAAUGUUUCAUUAGGAUUGUCCAAAAAUUAUUUUAUGCACUUUUGGACAAUUCUUAAAAAAUUUCCUUCUAUCGCAGUUUAUCGAUCCUCAUUUACAUACAAUUGAUGUCACAGUGUCCUACCAUUUACAUCUACAUCCAUGUAAUAAAUAUUAAAUAGUAAUGAAACCUCUCCAUUAAAAAGUCAUGGAAUAACGAUUGACAUAGGUAUGUAUGUUUACAACCCUAAUGUGAAGUAUGUUUGAAUAUUUACACGCACCACAUUAUCAUCUACACAUGGCUGCUAUUUUUGUAGUGAUCAAAUAAGGACAGUCCCUGUUUUUUUAUGUUAUUCGUGUGCUUGGGGGUGGGGGGGAUUUAUUUAGUUUUAGUAGUAUAAUUUUAACGCCCAAGACAGAUCUGUAGACAAAAGUCUUCUUGAAGAACAGAAGACAGCAUUGAUGCAAAUCAAGACGGAGACAAAAAAAAAUAGAAGGUUAUGGUAGAUGUCCAAUGCUUCACACAGAGUACGGAGUAUUUGGUCAAGUCAAAUUAAUUAUUAAUUUUUCUUUAAGAUUUUUUACAUUUUGUUUGAAUGUUAUAAUUAUCACAAUAAAGAUCAUACUGCACAUAAGCUCAUUACAACAUAUUGGUAUAACUCUAUGUAUUAGCAGCUAUUUAUAUGAAACCAAAUAAAUUGGUCGAUUAAAAAAAAAUACAACCUGA